Molecule: messenger RNA, 980 nt
Organism: Aspergillus campestris IBT 28561
Lineage: Eukaryota; Fungi; Ascomycota; Eurotiomycetes; Eurotiales; Aspergillaceae
Product: demethoxyubiquinone hydroxylase family protein
Exons: 1
Coding region: 191-931 (246 amino acids)
Biological process (GO): ubiquinone biosynthetic process
Cellular component (GO): mitochondrial inner membrane
Molecular function (GO): 3-demethoxyubiquinol 3-hydroxylase activity
Source: RefSeq, a predicted model, not a curated record
CUCUACUUCUCUGAUCAUCCACACUUCAAAAUAUGCAGGCAUAGAGCUGGUAUGACCUAUUUAGUGUUAUGCAAGAAUAUGGACACAACUAUACCGCUGACUCAGCGUGACACCACCGCGGAAGUUCGGACCGCGAAUGACUUCAACUUCUUCUUUACAGCAUCACAACACAUCGGAAGACACAAACACAAUGAAGCCUCUCCAGCGACCAUCCCACAUACUCAGUGCUGCGCGCACAUCCACUCCACGAGUCACACAACCAGGAACCCGCCUCUUCUGGAGCUCCACCAACAAUGCUUCCAGCAAUGCCUCUAACACCUCCACCAACAGCAACACCGCCACAGAAAAGAAAACCUACAAACUAAAUCCCCGGCAAAAAACCUUCCUCGACCGCGCCCUCCGCGUCAACCAGGCAGGCGAACUAGCCGCCACCCUCAUCUACGCCUCGCAAUCGCCUCUCAUCACCCGGUCCCAGCCCCACCUCCGCCCCCUCAUGAAACACAUGUACGACCAGGAAGCAUCGCACCUGUCGACCUUUAACAACCUCCUCGCCACCCACCGCGUUCGUCCCACGGCAAUGACACCCGUCUGGCGCGCCGCUGCUUCCUUUCUCGGUUGGUCGACGGCUUGUCUUGGCCGGGAGGCUGCCAUGGCUUGUACGGAGGCUGUGGAGACGGAGAUUGGCACGCAUUAUAAUGACCAGGUGAGGGAGAUUAUCUCCUGGGAGAAGGAUGCUGAGUCGAAGGGGGAGGUGCUUGAUGAGGAGAUUGCGAGCUUGGUGGCUUCUUUGAGGAGGAUUCGCGAUGAGGAGCUCGAGCAUUUGGAUCAUGCGGUGGAACAUGAUGCCAAGAUGGCGACGCCGUAUGAUCCGCUUGUCGGGGUCAUUCGUGCCGGGUGUAGGGGGGCGAUUGAGAUUUCGGAGAGGGUUUGACCUGUAUUAUAAUCUUUCUUUUGGGUCUUUUGAUUGUCGUUGUAGCGUG